Messenger RNA from Zophobas morio, 1527 nucleotides. RefSeq lists its product as uncharacterized. Bases 1 to 1527 code for a protein of 508 amino acids. Lineage: Eukaryota; Metazoa; Arthropoda; Insecta; Coleoptera; Tenebrionidae. The transcript has 6 exons. The record is from RefSeq and is a predicted model, not a curated record.
AUGUACAAAUUCAUCAAGGUCUGCUGUGUGGUGAGCACUACGACAACUAGAUUUAAUAGGCUGAUAAUUGUAAAGAGGUGUCAGAACAUGAGCGUCCAUCUCGUUUUUACGAACAUUCGUGAUUUGCAAGUUUCAUCCGCAGUCGAUCCUAUUUUUGCUGAAAGCUAUCAUCAUAUUCCUUAUUCGUGGUCUAUUUUUUAUAUUCCGUCUUCAAAAAAAUUAUCUUCACAAGCCAAUGUAUUUGAUUUUGCUAACGGUGAUUUUCAACAGUUAAAUUACUUUUUAGCCUCUAUUAAUUGGGUCAAUCUUUUUUCUGGUCUUGAAUUAGAUGAUAUGGUCUUUAAGAAAUCUGGCAGAUAUGAUGGCUAUGAAUAUUUUAAAAUCUUAAGGACCCACUGUAAAGAACUUAACGAAAAUCUAUAUAAUUCCUACCUUUCUAAAGUCAGCAACAGCAUUACGAAUAAUCCACAGUUCUUCUGGAAAUUCAUUAAUGAUAGGAAAAAAAGUAGUGGUAUUCCUUGUGAAAUGCAAUAUUUCCAGAAGUUUGCCAAAACUGAAGACGCCAACAAUGAUUUUGAUCAAGAAUUUGAUGGUAUAAAUGAAGUACCUGAUUCUGGACUGAAAGUUGAGUUAUCAGAAGUUUUUGAAAAUAUCGCUCGUCUUAAACAUUCUUUCCAUCCUGGAGCUGAUGGCAUUCCAAACGUUCUGCUGAAGAACUGCAUUUACACAAUUACAAUGCCCUUGUGUGAACUUUUCAAAGUGUCUUUGUCUCAGGCCAAACAAUUGGAAUGGAUUUCUUCUUCUAUCAUCUCCAUCAAACAACACGGUUUCCGCAAACAAAGAUCUACUAGUACUAAUUUAAUGGAAUAUUAUUGUUAUUUAAAUGAAGCUUUUGAUAAAAAACUACAAGUGUAUUCCGUGUAUACUGAUUUUUCAAAAGCCUUUGAUAAGGUAAAUCAUAGGUUAUUAUUCUGUAAAUUGCGUCACUUAGGGUUUAACAAUAAUACCGUUAAAUGGUUAACAUCAUUCCUGUCGGAAAGAUCACAGCAAGUUAGGAUUGGUAGUUACAUGUCGUCUCCUUAUUUGGUUCCAUCAGGCGUACCUCAAGGGUCGCACUGUGGACCAAUUUUGUUUUUACUGUUCAUUAACGAUUUAAUGCGUGGCUUUCGUUACUCCAAUUUUCUGUUGUAUGCGGACGAUUUGAAAGUAUUUAAAACUGUUAGUUCCGUGAAAGAUGCACUUGAAUUACAAUCAGAUCUUAAUAUAUUAUACGAUUGGACAGAAAACAACUUAUUGCCUUUGAAUGUUAACAAGUGUCUUAUUAUAUCAUUUCUUAAUAUCAAACUGAGGGUGAACUUAGACUAUUAUUUGGGUAAUUCUAUCUUGUCUCGUGUUGAGGAAGUCAAAGAUUUAGGUGUGCUCGACCCUUGGGAUUUCGUUCGUGAAGUGAUUUGUGCGUUGGUAUGCUGCUUGCAAAACUUUCUGUUUCCUGGGGAAUUUCGACCGUUGCGCUUAGAAAGCAGUUAA